AUGGUGUCGCCUCCUUCUUCGCUGCCUUCGCCAACCCCUUCAUCGUCAUCCCAUUCGCAUUUCCAGUCGAUGUCCGCCAUGCAACCCCCUAAUCCCCCUCGAGUACCUUCAGCAGCAUCCGGUCACUCCGGACACUCAAUGUCUUCAAAGAUUCAGUAUCCAAAUGGAGUGAAUAAUUACGAACAGAACCCAUCACCAACUGGAUACGGUGAUUACAAUCAUCAACCUGGUCAACAACCUUACAAUCCCAAUAUACCAGCAACGUUCUUACCUCCCGUUACAUCUUCACCACCACCCCAUCCACCUCCUUACGUCCCACCACCCCAGCAUGCUAUGGCACCUGAUCCGAUUCAUUCGAUAGCAGCAGGUGGACCGGGGAUGAUGGGAAUGGGGAUGGGAUCCAUCUCACCUACGGGUAUGAUGACAGGAUCUUGGCCAAAUCACAUCGGACCAAUACCAGCGCCGGGUCCCAACGGAUGGCGUGGUCAGGUGCAAGGUGGAUAUCCUUCGCAAUCUCAAUCUCAGCCUAUCUAUGGCAGAUCCGGAUUACCCAACGGUGGACAUCAUCUACCAUCGAAUCCAGCAGAUAUUUACGGUGGAGUGGGUAGAUCAUCCAUCUCAGGUUCAUCGAUGGGUGGUUUAGGUCCAAGGCCAAAUUCUGGUCCGGGUGAAAGUAGAGAACGUCGGCGAGAUAGAGAAAGAAGAGAAAAGGAGGAGGACAGAGAUGACCAGGAGGUUAUAAGCACUAUCUUUGUGGUUGGAUUCCCGGAUGAUAUGUCGGAACGAGAAUUCCAAAACAUCUUCACAUUUGCCACUGGAUUUGAAGCUGCUACACUCAAGUACCCUUCUGGCUCAAAUCGGAAAGAACCAGCAGCUACCCUUCUAGCAGAACUCACUCAGUUAGCUGCUGCUCAAGCACAAGCUCAAGCCGCUGGUGAACCGUUCGACUAUCCCCUUACUCAACCUGCUUUAGAGGAAGCUAUGGCUUCUCUGACUAUGGCUGCAACGGCUUCCACAUCCUCAUCGACUACUCCCUCAGCUGCCGUGUCACUCACACCUUCGGCACCUUCUGGUCCAAUGCUUGGUAACCCACCUUUACCUACUCGACGACAGACGAUCGGCUUCGCAAGGUUCAAGACUCGUGCUGAUGCUCUAGCUGCUCGUGAAUCACUGCAAGGAAGGAAGAUCGAUGCACUCACUGGAGCUACCCUGAAGGCUGAGAUGGCCAAAAAGAACCUGCACACCAAAAAACAGACGUCCGGAGAAGAACUGGUAGGAUUGUUACUCAGAUCAGGUCGAUUGGCGAGUAUCGUCAACCCAUCCGGAACUCAGAUAGGUCCGGGUAUCCCUUCACAGAUCAUCCCUGGCGCUUCAUCGUCUCAACCUCAGCCCUCAUCAGCAUCAGCGAGGGAAGCAUGGGAUUCUUGGCCCAACUCGACACCCAGCGAGAGAGAACGAUCAAGUACUGAUGAAAGCGUAGUCAUGCUUCCUCCGCCCCAACCAUAUCCAUCAACCGAUACAUCCUCGAUGCCCCCUCCACCACCACCACAAUCCUUCAUCCCAUCCAACAACUACUCACAAUCCAACCCAUCUGCAUCACCUUCACUCUCAGUGAAAUCGCCCAAUCAGCGGCCUACGGAUUCUAAGGCUUUAUUGGCUUUAGCAGAGGAAGCAGAUGAGUUGGAAGGAUGGAGCGUGAACGGCGCAGUGGGGAUCGGUAUCAUGGAUGGGUAUCAAAACAAUCGAUCACUCCCUUACACCUCUUCAGCAAGGGGUCAAGGUCAAAAUCAAGACGGUAUGGGUAUCCCACCUUCUAUACCCUCAUACGGGGGAAAUGGCCUUGGUAUUGGAAGGAACGGUCAGAGUGAUGCGACGUAUGGAACUAGUCCACCUGGUGGGACGGGCAGUGAUAGGUUAUCAGACAACGGUAGAGCAUUGUUGAGUGGUAACAACCCUGCAGAUCAAAAUCCACCUAUCAACACCCUCUACGUCGGCAACCUUCCAGCCAUUUCACCUCCCACUCACCCACCCAACUUCCUUGAGGAAUCCCUCAGAGGUCUAUUUUCUCGUUGUCCAGGAUUCAAGCGCAUGUCUUUCCGGCAGAAAAUCAAUGGACCCAUGUGUUUUGUCGAGUUCGAAGAGGUGCUUUUCGCUAGUCAGGCUAUCAAGGAUCUAUAUGGACAUAAUCUAGGUGGCUUGGUCAAAGGUGGUAUUCGAUUGUCGUACUCCAAGAACUCCCUUGGUCAACGUGGUAACGCUCAUCCCUCCUCCCUCAAUACCUCAAUGUUCGGUGGUAUCGCUCAUACCGUCGCGCUCGCUGGCAUGUCCAUGACAUCUCCUACCACCACUCCUGCUCACCCCAUACCAAACAACAACGGUCAAGCUAGUCAAGGUCCUGUCUCUGCUGGUCCCAAUACUGGAUAUGGUCUACAACUCCAACAUGGUCCGCCUCAAGGACAAUCACAACCGCCCGCUACUGCACCUAUCCCCGAUCAUCGACGGGAAAGCAAUGGAAAUGCCGGCCAGGCACAAUCGACCAGCUUGUCACCUACGGCUCAACCCUUCAAUGUAUCCUUACCCGACCCUACUUCUCCUCGAUCACGUUAUUUCACGCCUGGUAACUCGAACAAGGUACCCUCACCAUCUGACGUAACUUCUUCAUCCUUCGCCGGUGGUUCAUCCGCUGUCCCUAUCCCGUCAGCCAAUUCCACCUUCCAGCCGUUCUCAUCGUCGAACCCGUCAUCAGGUUUCAGUCCGAUGUCGUCACCAAUCAGAACACCUGCUAGCUUCAGCUGGAAGUCAAGUGGCGCACCUCCGGGACCUGGAAGUGGUGCGGGCGGAUUCGGUGGAUUUGAUUUCGCUAGUACGGGUACCGCGUUGAGCAGUUUGAAUGGCGCGGCUAGCGCUUGGGGAGCAGGAAAUGCGUCAAGCGGUGACAGGAGGGAUCAACAAUGA
Messenger RNA from Kwoniella botswanensis, 2955 nucleotides. RefSeq lists its product as uncharacterized. The record is from RefSeq and is a predicted model, not a curated record. Bases 1 to 2955 code for a protein of 984 amino acids. NCBI's taxonomy places the organism in Eukaryota, Fungi, Basidiomycota, Tremellomycetes, Tremellales, Cryptococcaceae. Gene Ontology annotation, molecular function: RNA binding. The transcript is spliced from 4 exons.